AUGACUGUGAUUCAUCUUGCUCUCCCCAGGCCCAUGCCUGCAGCGGCUCAUGCUGUCUUCCCUCGACACACCAGCACGCUGUUUUCCGCCUGCCGCCACCACCACCGCCAGCACGGCAACAACGACUUCUCCGACUCCACCGUCGACAAGCCCCUCUUUCAAUCGUCCGAUGGUCCGCACGCGCACUACAAAAAAAGUUGGCUAUAA
Linum trigynum is the source of this 207-nucleotide messenger RNA. The record is from the annotation of a GenBank genome assembly. NCBI's taxonomy places the organism in Eukaryota, Viridiplantae, Streptophyta, Magnoliopsida, Malpighiales, Linaceae.